CACACGACGGGUGCGAAUUUUGCACGACAGAAAUGAAAAGUGGUCACAGAAAAGUGUCUUUAUAAGGGUGAAAAUACAAUUUUUUGGAAUUGUUAAUACAGUAUUCGAAUUUCUCGGAAAAUUCUACAUCAAUUUCAUAUAUUCUCCAUGAAAUAGUGAGACCGAAAAAGUUCUAGCGCCAUGAAAAAGUAUAAACCAAAUUCACAAAAAAGAGCCAAGGAAAGCGUACUUUACUCAUAUGGACUAAAAACACAACAACAUCCGCUUAUCACACUCAUUCAAAACAAAGGUGUUUACAUGAAUGACAUCGCCAAUAAAAUUAAUGGAAUUUGUAAUCAUCAAGACAAACAAAUAAAGAAACACAGCACAGAAUAUCUUCGCUCGGUUUUUUUGUACAUUCUUUGUAACCCAGAGACACUGCCUUAUUCUAAAACUAUCUGGACUGGUUUGCUUUCUUUGGCUAAAACCCAGACAAAUGCAAAACAUCUCACGAAAGAAAUUAUCUUAUGCUCGAAGAUAUCAUCACAGAUGGUGUAGCCUUGGCCCAUCAGAUUGUAAGAAAAAUUCUUUCAUUAAACAAACUGGCACCAGAAACAGAACAGCAACAAAAAAUGUCUACGAAAGAAUUUUCAAAACACAUCAGGAAUAUCCAUUCCAAUAUUGCAAUUGCAUUUGAUUUAUCUAAAUUAGUUGAAGGUUUUGAUGAGUCGGAAUUCAAAGAUGUAUUCACUUUUGUCGAUGCGCUGAAUGUCUAAGCUAAAACAAAUUUUUGUCAAAGCAUCAAUUUAUUUUUGCGAGCCUCAUUUCGAUCGAGGGAACCAUCUGUUGAUUGUUGGUUUAGGAUAUAGGUAUGAAACUAUUUUGGAGAUUAUUAAACUCAAUGGAGAUGUGGCAUAAGAUUUUCUAAUGACGUACAUAUGUAUUUAAAUUGGCUGAAGAAGUGAAUCCAGAAAUUCAAGUUGAGCUGCUUCGAGGUCUGCCGAGUUUUGCAGUUUCAAAG
This is a messenger RNA of Episyrphus balteatus (marmalade hoverfly), 1000 nucleotides long. RefSeq lists its product as uncharacterized. Bases 181 to 537 code for a protein of 118 amino acids. The transcript is spliced from 4 exons. Lineage: Eukaryota; Metazoa; Arthropoda; Insecta; Diptera; Syrphidae. The record is from RefSeq and is a predicted model, not a curated record.